AAACCCUAACCACAAUUCUAAUUCCAGCAGCGCCAUGCCUUCUCGCACACUCGACACGCCACUCAGGAAUUAUUAACCAUGCCUUUCUCUUCAAUGUUUGUCCACAAUUAUUUGAAAUUGGAGCUCAGAGCCAUGUCUCUGGCCCAUCUAACGUGUCCACCAAAGUCCUUCUCCAUUGCCAAAACAUACCCAAGGCUCCACAAGUUGUGCCCUGUAAGGGGUUUUGCUUUUGCUUGCGCUUCUUCUUCUUCUUCUUUGUCCUCCUCUUCUGUUGUGGUGAGGCGCAGUAGAAAUGCUUCUUCUACGUCUUCUUUGCCGCGUAUUUACCAGCAGAGUUUUGGGUAUGGAAGGUUUGCUUACGAUGAGUACGUGUCGGAGGCGGAGUCUGAUAGUGACUUCCAGUCUUCUUCUAAGCAAUUGUGUGCUUCGACACUUGAUAAUGUUGAAGAGUGGAGGUGGAAGUUGACCAUGCUUAUGCGCCGCAAAGAUGAGCAAGAGGUUGUGUCAAGGGAGAAAAAGGACCGGCGUGAUUUUGAGCAGCUUUCGGUGCUUGCUACAAGAAUGGGACUGUACAGCCGUCAGUAUGAGAAAGUAGUUGUGUUUAGUAAAGUCCCGUUGCCAAAUUAUAGAUCAGAUCUGGAUACCAAGCGCCCCCAAAGGGAGGUGAUGAUACCAAUGGGGUUGCAGAGGAUGGUAGAUUCUCAUCUCAGGGCACACUUCUCUAGAAAGGCUGUGAAUAAGGAUAGCUUUGCGCGUGAUGCCUUUUCAAUGUCUAACGCGGGUCAGAGCCUGUUGAUUGAUGAAGGAUUUGAUGAGCAAGAGGAGCCCUCAACCCAAAGUGUUAUUGCUGAGAGAAUUCGUAGGCGGAGGAGCUUACAUAUGCGCAAUAAACAACUAGAUUGGCAAGAAUCUCCAGAAGGCCAGAAGAUGCUGGAAUUUCGAAAAAGUCUUCCCUCAUAUAAAGAGCGAGACACAUUAUUGAAUGCAAUUUCUCAGCAUCAGGUGGUGGUUGUUUCUGGUGAAACUGGAUGUGGAAAAACAACACAACUGCCUCAAUACAUCUUAGAGUCAGAAAUUGAGGCCGAUGGGGGAGCUGCAUGUAGUAUUAUCUGCACUCAACCCAGACGAAUAUCUGCUAUGGCAGUUGCUGAGAGGGUUGCUGCGGAGCGUGGUGAGAAAAUAGGAGAAUCUGUUGGUUAUAAAGUUCGCCUAGAGGGAAUGAAAGGGAGAGAUACACGGCUCCUUUUUUGUACUACUGGAAUCCUUUUAAGGAGAUUAUUGGUUGACAGAAAUUUAAAAGGCACAACUCAUGUCAUCGUUGAUGAGAUUCAUGAGCGUGGAAUGAAUGAAGAUUUUCUUCUAAUUGUGCUGAAGGAUCUUCUUCCUCGUCGACCGGAAUUGAGAUUGAUCUUGAUGAGUGCAACCUUAAAUGCUGAGCUUUUCUCUUCCUAUUUUGGUGGUGCUCCAAUGAUCCACAUUCCUGGUUUUACAUACCCUGUUCGGAGUCAUUUUCUGGAAAAUAUUCUAGAAAUGACUGGCUAUAGGUUGACACCAUAUAAUCAAAUUGAUAACUAUGGUCAAGAGAAGAUGUGGAAAAUGCAGAAGCAGGCUCUAAGGAAAAGAAAGACUCAGAUUGCUUCAGCUGUUGAGGAAGCUCUUGUGGCUGCUGAUUUUAAGGACUAUAGCCCUCGAGUUCGGGAUUCACUAAUGUGUUGGAAUCCUGAUUCCAUUGGCUUUAAUCUCAUUGAGCAUGUGCUCUGUCAUAUUUGUCGCAAAGAAAGGCCUGGUGCUGUGUUGGUGUUUAUGACUGGUUGGGAUGACAUAAAUUCUUUGAAAGAUCAGCUUCAAGCUCAUCCUCUGCUGGGAGAUCCAAGCCGAGUUCUAUUGCUUGCAUGCCAUGGUUCCAUGCCCAGUGCAGAGCAGAAAUUGAUUUUUGAUAAACCUGAAGAUGGAGUCAGGAAAAUUGUUCUUGCGACAAAUAUGGCCGAAACAAGUAUUACCAUUAAUGAUGUAGUGUUUGUGGUUGAUUGUGGGAAGGCUAAAGAGACUUCAUAUGACGCUCUAAAUAACACUCCUUGUUUGCUUCCUUCCUGGAUCUCAAAGGCCUCAGCUCGCCAAAGGAAAGGCAGAGCAGGGCGAGUUCAACCAGGCGAGUGUUACCAUCUGUACCCGAGGUGUGUGCAUGAUGCAUUUGCUGAUUAUCAAUUGCCAGAACUUCUGAGAACACCUUUACAGUCUCUCUGUUUGCAAAUCAAGAGUCUACAACUCGGAAGCAUUUCAGAGUUCCUAUCUAAGGCCCUACAAGCUCCUGAACCUCUAUCAGUUCAGAAUGCUAUCGAGUACUUAAAGAUGAUUGGAGCUUUAGAUGAACGUGAAAAUCUUACAUUGCUGGGACGCAACUUAUCAAUGCUUCCAGUUGAGCCAAAGCUUGGAAAGAUGCUUAUAUUUGGUGCUAUUUUCAACUGCUUGGAUCCAGUAAUGACCAUUGUUGCUGGCCUGAGUGUCAGAGAUCCAUUCUUGAUGCCAUUUGACAAGAAGGAUCUUGCUGAGUCUGCAAAGGCCCAGUUUUCUGCUCGUGACUUCAGUGACCAUCUUGCUCUAGUCAGGGCUUUUGAGGGUUGGAAAGAUGCUGAAAGGGGGCAAUCUGGUUAUGAAUACUGUUGGAGAAAUUUUCUUUCAGUGCAAACUCUAAAAGCAAUUGAUUCCCUGCGGAAGCAGUUCCUUUAUCUGCUCAAAGAUGUUGGUUUAGUUGAAAAUAUUGAGAGUUGCAAUGGAUGGAGUCGCGAUGAACAUCUCAUUCGUGCAGUUAUAUGUGCGGGUCUGUUCCCAGGGAUAUGCUCUGUUGUGAAUAAGGAGAAGUCUAUAUCACUAAAGACAAUGGAGGAUGGUGCAGUGCUUUUGCAUUCGAGUUCUGUGAAUGCCCAAGAAACCAAAAUUCCAUUCCCAUGGAUUGUUUUUAAUGAAAAAAUGAAGGUUAAUUCAGUUUUUCUCCGUGAUUCAACUGGUGUAUCUGAUUCUGUGGUUCUGUUAUUCGGAGGACACAUUUCUAGAGGCGGAUUAGACGGCCACAUGAAAAUGCUGAGUGGAUAUUUGGAAUUUUUCAUGAAACCUGAGUUGGCUGCUACAUAUCUGAGUAUGAAGAGAGAGCUUGAUGAACUUGUUCAGAGAAAGCUUUUAAAUCCAAAGUUGGACAUACAGUGUCAUGAGGAUCUUCUCAGGGCAGUGAGAUUGUUGGUCUCAGAGGACCAAUGUGAAGGCAGAUUUGUUUUUGGGCGUCAGAUCUCAACAUCAUCCAAAAAAACUAAAAGCUCAGGUCUGGCUAAUGAAGGUGGUGAUAAUGCAAAAUCUCACCUCCAAACUUUGCUUGGUAGGGCAGGGCAUCAGCCACCUUCCUACAAGACAAAUCAACUUAAAAACAACAAAUUUAGAUCCACUGUUGUAUUCAAUGGACUAAAUUUUGUUGGCCAACCUUGUGGUAGCAAGAAAGAGGCAGAAAAAGCAGCAGCUGCAGAGGCUCUUACGUGGUUGACUGGUGAGAGGCAACCAUCUGAAAAGACCGUUGAGUACAUGUCUGCAAUUCUGAAGAAAAGCAAGAAGAAACAACAAUCUACUGCAAGGUGGAAGUAAUUGUUUUUAGAAGCAUAUUUUAUAUAAUUGAUCAGUACUCCACAUGAGCAGUUGGUGUUCAUAUUUCUAUUGGUUGACCGGUGACUGUAGAUAAAUGCUUCAAGUCUGGAGAGCUCCAACUCUAUAUUUCAUAAGAUUCAGACCCCAUGGUCUUGUGUUAUUGGGGGCAGAAGACUUGUUUGGUAUACGGUUAUUGUUCUCCAUAUUCACAGUACUCAGCUCAUCGCUCCAAUCUGUUAUUGCAGCAGGCUGCCAUCAUUGUCUGUAUAUAUUACUCGCCUGUUGGAAGAAAUUUUUCGGUAGUUGAUUUUGCCAAACCAUAAACAGGUUCUUUCUCUCAUUGAUGCCAGGAGAAGUCAUGACACUUGCUUGAAAUCAAUAAUUUGGAGUGCCUGCUGAUUUCAAGCAUUUCAAGUGGGAUCUUUCUGUGGUUAUCUGAUCAUGAUUGGCGGUUUCUAUAUUUUCUGUAGACCUCAAGGUCCGUAACUUAUGGAAAGUGGAGUUGGGGUGAUGGAGGUUGUUUUGUAUAUUACUAGAGUUGGAAAAAGAGUAACGGGUGAAGUGUAGAGAAUCAAGAAUAUUUAGCUGAUCUAUAAUUGGCAACUUAAUAGCUACAAUCAUAGAGUUGUACUUGCUGAUUUUGACCUUUGAUACGAGAAUAUGUCAGAAGAUUGGUUUUGGACACUGGCCUCAAGUAUGAACUAAUAACAGAGUUGUAUGUUCUUUGCACUGCCAAUUCGCAGGGAUUCAGAUUUGGUCGCGGAUGGUUGUUCGUCUAGCUGCAGAUGCCAGUAAUUCUGUCCGAUGCUCCAGUAUCCUUCAGCAUAUGUAUUUCAUGAUGAGAAGUUCUGGAGGAGGGCCACUUUCAAUUGCUUAACAUUUUAAGCAUUUUAACUUAUUAGAAGACUAGUUACAUUCCAACAGUUCUAAACUGGGUUCAGCUGUUACUUCUGUUGGGGGCGGUCUGUGAUGGUUUUUAGCUGUUUUUAGUGUUCUGGAAUCUUGUAGAGGUGAGAUGGAUGCUAUCUGGUGGUCCUGUGGAUGAUUAUAGAAUCACAUUCGAGAAUGUGAUUUUCUAAUCCUUUUCUAGAUGGCAAUAAGGGAUUUCCUUAUAUGAUGAACAACACUUAGGGGUGAUAUCAACUGACCAAGGGACCCAUCAAUAUAUGGAAGAAGGUUUCUGUAGUUAGUGAUGGUGGGUACGGCAUUUAGAAAAAUUAUAAUUUACGGUGAAGUACAUGUUAUAGUCAAAGUAGAUUGAAAACACAUUAUUUAUUUUUCAUUAGAUACUACUUUUUCACUGUGCUAAACAUUUAUACCAGGCAUUUAAAGUCGCCUCGUUCUUUCGAGUGCCUUUUUUAA
Sesamum indicum (sesame) is the source of this 4989-nucleotide messenger RNA. Its product is annotated as DEA(D/H)-box RNA helicase family protein. Gene Ontology annotation, cellular component: nucleus; intracellular anatomical structure. Gene Ontology annotation, molecular function: helicase activity; RNA binding; ATP binding. NCBI's taxonomy places the organism in Eukaryota, Viridiplantae, Streptophyta, Magnoliopsida, Lamiales, Pedaliaceae. The record is from RefSeq and is a predicted model, not a curated record.